AUGGCGAGCUCUGCGAGUAGGUUUCCGAAAACGUCGGAUGCGCCGGGCGAACAGUUCGAGCCACGACAGACGGCUACUAGCGAGGACUACACUCCCGAUCCUGCAAAAUCAUUGCAGCUGAGUCCAGCGCGGCAGCGACUUGUGGAUGACAUCAUUGCAUUGUACAGCUGCCAACCAACAGUGGAGAGGGUGAACAGGUAUACACCAGACUGUGUAUACGAUGACCAGUUCGUGUACGCCAACGAUCGGUAUAAAAUGGCGGGACAGUGGUUCGCCUUACCUAAGUUAUUUAAGGCCAGCAUCAACGAGAGCUAUCAAGUUAUCCGUUCCGACGAUGAGAUGAUCCAAUUUAAGAACAAGCAGUCCUGGACAUUCCGCCUCAUACCCAAAACUGCGACCAUCACCGGCUUGGUCUCGCUAUCCUUGGAUCCUACCACCAAGGACUCUGACUUUAUGCAAAUCAAAUAUCAUAAGGACCAGGCCAACGACAAAGACUACAGUCAUGAAGGCUUGGGAUUCAGCUUCAAGAAGUGGCAGGCUGAUAAUGUCGUCAAGCACAUGGAUGCGCCAGAGUUGAAGGAGUUUGAGCAGGAUAAAAACGCGGCCAAAGAACACGUGCGGAAAUAUGGCACGGGCACGGAGGGUGCAGCACCAAAAAAGGACUUUACGACUUAG
Didymosphaeria variabile is the source of this 675-nucleotide messenger RNA. RefSeq lists its product as uncharacterized. NCBI's taxonomy places the organism in Eukaryota, Fungi, Ascomycota, Dothideomycetes, Pleosporales, Didymosphaeriaceae. The record is from RefSeq and is a predicted model, not a curated record. Bases 1 to 675 code for a protein of 224 amino acids. The transcript is spliced from 3 exons.